Messenger RNA from Cololabis saira (Pacific saury), 1791 nucleotides. Its product is annotated as solute carrier family 51 subunit beta. The coding region runs from base 55 to 1113 and encodes 352 amino acids. Lineage: Eukaryota; Metazoa; Chordata; Actinopteri; Beloniformes; Belonidae. The transcript has 6 exons. Gene Ontology annotation, cellular component: plasma membrane. Gene Ontology annotation, biological process: bile acid and bile salt transport. Gene Ontology annotation, molecular function: protein heterodimerization activity; transmembrane transporter activity. The record is from RefSeq and is a predicted model, not a curated record.
GUUUUUCUUUCCUUUUUUUGUGUAGUUUUGCAGCUCGGUCUGCUGAGCAGCUAGAUGCUCAUUCCUCCUCAUCUCAGCCAGAGACGACGCACAAGUAUGCUUAACGCCUGGAUCCUGCUGUUCUCCCUCAUCUCAGGGGGAGGAACGUUCAUGAUCCACAGCAGCCAGCACAGCCUCUGUCUGGAGGAGGAAGCAGAGACGGGUCACGUCCUCCUGCAGAAGUGCGACCUCAACUCCGACUUCCAGCAGUGGCUCUGGAUCAGCCCGGGCCUGCUGAUGUGCUCCGCCACGUCCAGAUGUGUGUCCUCUGGCCGGAGCGGGCCGGUGCAGGCUCGGCCCUGCCAGGGGCCGGACGUGGAUCCGGCAGAUUUAACGUGGGACUGUGACAACGGCAGAAUCAUCAGCAGAAACACGGGAGAGCUGCUGUCCGUGGACGGCCAGCGUCUCUCUCUCACCAAGCAUGGCAGGGACUAUAAGUGGAAGUCUCUGGAUCAGGGGGACAUCUGCCAGGAGAGACUCAGACUGAGGAGGGCUCCGGCCGGGGACCAGGACGAGUAUGAGGAUGAAGAGCUGGGAGAUGAUCUGCAGGGCAUGACGAAGGAGCAGAGGGAGUACCUGCGCUGGUACUACCGCACCGAGGACCCAACGAUGUGGAAGUUUGUGAUGCUGGGCCUGGCCUUCGUCUCUCUGCUCAUCGGGUUCCUGCUGCUGGGGAUGGGAGCCAUGGCCAACAAGAGCAGGAAGAAGAUAGCCAAAUACAAAGCAGCAGCGUCUCUGGUUAGGAGGAGUGAAGGGGAGGAGCUGAUCGUCACUUCUCAACCCAGAGACAACGGUGCAGCUUCCCCGCCCCUGCUGCGCUCCUCGUCCUCCGUCACCGAGACCAACGAGCUCAAGGCCGGAAACAUCGUGGUCACGUGGAAGGAUGGCAACACCUCACAACUGUACUCAGAUUCCGUAGAGGAGGAGAAGCAGGACGAGGAGGAGAAACACGACGAGGAGGAGAAACACGACGAGCAGGACCGGGAGGAGAAACGCGAGCAGGCAUCCGACGCUGAGCAGAGUGAAGCUGACGGGGUGAAGGAGAGUGAUUCCAGCUUGUCUCACGGUUUGUGAAGCUCCCUCCGAGUUCAGCUUUGACGACAACAUGACAGCAAACACUCACAAGGCUCAUGAACAGCCUGGAAACAAGGGGCUUUGGCACCAACCUGUGUGACCUGAUCACCAGCUUGUCUUCAUCUAGUAAAAAACACUGAUGAAAAAAUGUCCCUUUGGAAUGGAAGAGUAUCAGGGCCAGGCAGGAGAAAAAUAAUAAUAAUAUUUUAAAGGAGGAAGAUUUUUUCAUAAUGCACCUCGAGAAAAAAGUUGAAAUUUCGAGAAAAAAGUUGAAAUUUCGAGAUUAAUGUUGAAGUACAAUUUCGAGAAAAAGGUCGAAAUGUAUUUCAACUUUUCAACUUUAUUCACGAAAUUUCGACUUUAUUCUUGAAGUUGUAUUUCAACAUUAUUCUCAACAUUUCUACUUUUUUCUCUAAAUUUCAACUUUUUUCCUCGAAAUGCACAAUAAAAAAAAAAAUCUUCUCCUAACAAAUAUAUUUUCUCCUGCAUGGCCCUAAUACUCUUCGUACUUUGGUGAUAAAUAAAGUAUUACUGAACCGAAUAAUAUUGAAUUGAAUUGAACUGAAUCCAGAUUUGAUGCCUUUUGUAAACUGUGAUUCUGACCACAGUUUAUAUCUGUCUCUAAUGUUCAUGCAACAUAUCAAUAAAUCUGUUAAUCACACUGCUUUGAUCCUGAUC